This is a messenger RNA of Papaver somniferum (opium poppy), 1467 nucleotides long. Its product is annotated as transcription factor bHLH103-like. The record is from RefSeq and is a predicted model, not a curated record. The transcript is spliced from 7 exons. The coding region runs from base 189 to 1172 and encodes 327 amino acids. Gene Ontology annotation, molecular function: protein dimerization activity. NCBI's taxonomy places the organism in Eukaryota, Viridiplantae, Streptophyta, Magnoliopsida, Ranunculales, Papaveraceae.
AAAAAAAAGUGCUUCCACUUAGCUUGGUAGGAAAUUGCACGUCAAUUUUGUUGUAGUUGCAUUCUGAAAGGUGCUCGUCUUGUGCUUUGAAGAAAAGAACUCAGUCCUGCGGGAAUCCCGCAUCGCGCGCAGGUUCAAGGUUCUACUUUGUGAGCGGUGUUGGCACCAGUGAAGUUAUAAUCUCAAGGAUGAGGAGUAUAAAUGUACAUCCACACAAUUCUGGAGGAAACAACUAUGAAAUGGAAAUGCCUAACCCAGAUGAAGAAAAUGUGAUAUUGAAUUCUUUCAGAGGGUGCAUGCCAUGCACCACUCUGGAAGAACUCUCAAGAAGAUUACUUGUCAACAAACAGACAGUAUACAUGUGGUGUGAUCAUUAUAGGUCUCGACUAUUGAGUCUGCUAGAGAUACGAGAAGACGCCUGUGACAAACCUAAUCUAUUUAAACCACUUGAUAAGAAGAUGUCAGAGAUAAUGGUGUUCAAGCCUAAUUACCACGUGAGAGACACAGGAUUUGCUCCAUUACCAGCUCCACGCCUUCUUCCCCUCCUAUCAAAAGCUUCUGUCACUUACAUCAUUAAGGAGCUAAAUAAUAUACAUAAGAAAGAGAGAAAAAGGCCUGUCAGAUCCUUUAAUCCAGUUCGGGGUGAAAGCAGUAAGAAGAAAAAGAAGGUCCCUCCCGUUGCUGAAAACAGCUCUGUUGACGAAAGAUUAUCAGAUGGAAAUCGCGGAAAGCAACCAAUGUCAGAGGAACAAAACCUUGCAAGAAAGCAAGUACAGAACCAAAUUCAUGACUUGGAGAAGAGCCAGACGUUAGAGGAUAUAUCAACACUUGAUGACUUGAUAAAUCCAUCUAGCGAUACUGAUGAGGAACAAGUACUGAACGAAAUUCAUGAUUUGGAGGAGAGCCUGAUUGUAGAAGAUAAAAUAUCAACACUUCAUGACCUGAUAAAUCCAUUUGGAUUGACUGGUGAAGCCGAAGUGCUUGAAGAUGCCCGCGACUAUAUUCGAUAUCUUCAUAACCAGAUUGAGAUGAUGUAUACUUGGCGUUAUUAUCACCUUAAAAAUGAUGUGCAGGUUGCUACUGGAGAGAUUAGGAAUGGCCUAACAGAAAGAGAACUCUGCCUCGUCCCUGUCUCCUUCACUCACAACAUCAAUUUACAAGAUAAACCGUAAUUAACAUUCUCUUUUGCUGCAAAGUACUCAGACGUAUUGACUCCGUGAAUCAGAUGAUACCAUAAAAACCUUGUGGAUACAAGUAGAUGACUCCUGGCAUAUUUUUUUCAAUGUAGUAGUUGAAACAUUAUUAGGUUCACAGAUCUAGAUUGACUUGGUUCUGCAAUUUUUAAAUGUUUUAGUUUUCAAUCCUCGAACCAAUAUUUCAGUUUCUUAUCUUGUGUGUUAUCUUCCUGUAACUACCUACUAGUAUUUGAUCUUAGGAUCCUGAUUUGUAAAACAUAUUUAUUGAAGU